AUGGCCACUAAAGGGUCAAGCUCUUCUGCUGCUGCUGCUUCAGCUUCAGGGGAUGCAAAAAUCAAAAGGGUUCUCACACAUGGUGGUAAAUAUGCACAGUACAAUGUGUAUGGAAACUUGUUCGAGGUGUCUUCCAAGUAUGUGCCUCCUAUUCGCCCAAUUGGUAGAGGUGUUAAUGGCAUCGUCUGUGCUGCUGUUAAUUCCGAAACACACGAACAAGUUGCCAUCAAGAAGAUUGGUAACGCAUUUGACAAUAUAAUUGAUGCUAAGAGGACAUUGAGAGAAAUCAAACUCCUUCGUCACAUGGACCAUGAAAAUAUCAUUGCCAUCAAGGAUAUCAUACGACCCCCCAAAAGGGAGACCUUCAAUGAUGUGUACAUCGUUUAUGAGUUGAUGGACACUGAUCUUCAUCACAUAAUUCAUUCUGACCAACCUCUUGGUGAAGAACAUUGCCAGUAUUUCUUAUACCAGCUGUUACGGGGACUGAAAUAUGUGCACUCAGCUAAUGUUUUGCACCGUGACCUUAAGCCCAGUAAUUUACUAAUGAAUUCAAACUGCGACCUUAAAAUUGGAGACUUUGGGUUGGCAAGAACAACAACUGAAACGGAUUUCAUGACAGAGUAUGUAGUCACACGAUGGUACCGUGCCCCAGAAUUGCUCCUUAACUGUUCGGAGUACACUUCUGCAAUUGAUGUUUGGUCUGUUGGGUGCAUACUUGGUGAAAUUAUGACCAGAGAACCCUUGUUUCCUGGGAAAGACUAUGUUCACCAAUUAAGACUUAUAACGGAGUUAUUAGGUUCACCUGAUGAUGCAAGCCUCGAAUUUCUCCGAAGUGAUAAUGCCAGAAGAUACAUUAGACAGCUUCCACAAUACCGGAAGCAAAAAUUCUCAGCCAGAUUUCCUAACAUGUUGCCUGAGGCAUUGGACCUGUUAGAGAAGAUGCUUAUAUUUGAUCCAAACAAACGCAUCACAGUUGAUGAGGCACUAUGUCACCCUUAUCUCUCAUCACUCCAUAACAUCAAUGAUGAGCCAGUCUGUCCCAGGCCAUUCAGUUUUGAUUUUGAUCAGCCAACAUGCACUGAAGAGCACGUGAAGGAGCUCAUUUGGAGGGAAUCAGUGAAGUUCAAUCCAGAUCCACCCUGCCAGUAA
This is a messenger RNA of Sphenostylis stenocarpa, 1149 nucleotides long. The record is from the annotation of a GenBank genome assembly. NCBI's taxonomy places the organism in Eukaryota, Viridiplantae, Streptophyta, Magnoliopsida, Fabales, Fabaceae.